This is a messenger RNA of Melospiza melodia melodia, 748 nucleotides long. RefSeq names its product agouti related neuropeptide (gene AGRP). Gene Ontology annotation, molecular function: type 1 melanocortin receptor binding; neuropeptide hormone activity. NCBI's taxonomy places the organism in Eukaryota, Metazoa, Chordata, Aves, Passeriformes, Passerellidae. Gene Ontology annotation, cellular component: extracellular region. The transcript is spliced from 3 exons. Gene Ontology annotation, biological process: positive regulation of feeding behavior; hormone-mediated signaling pathway; adult feeding behavior. The record is from RefSeq and is a predicted model, not a curated record. The coding region runs from base 26 to 748 and encodes 240 amino acids.
ACCCCUUUCUGUGGGGAGAUCACGAAUGUGCUCUCAUGUGGAGUGCCCCACAGCACAUGACAGAGCUUUGGGGGCUCCUGCUCCCAGGUGUCUGUGGGCCCAAAAAAAGGCUCUCAGGUCCAAGGGAACAAGCUGGGAGUGGUGGCUGUGCUGGCAGAGGCUGACAUGGCACUUCUUGGGGUGGCAGAGGAUGAUGGCAGUGGAGGGGACAGGCCAGGCUGCCACCAGGUGCGCUGAUGCUGGCCAGGCCCCUCUGCACAGGUUGUCCCCCAGGACCAUGCUGAACGUGCUGCUGCUGUGCUGUGGGCUGCUGCAGGGGAUCCAGGCUGUGCUGGAUCUCAGGACUGCUGACCUGAGCUGUGGCCACGUGCAGAAGGCGAGCGGCGGGCUGGAGCGGGUGGACAGAGCCCGCCAGGCCAGCCUGCAGCGCAAGGGCAAGGAGGCGUCUGCCGAGCCGGCAGGACCUCUCCCAAGGCUGGGGUUUGAGCAGAUGGCCCUGGGUGUCCAAGAAGCUGAUGGUGACCUUGUGCAGAGAGGCAGCCUGCUGGAACCACAGGCAUCAUCCACAGAGCUGCAAGCCGAGGGCCGUGAGGAGCGCUCCCCCCGCCGCUGUGUCCGCCUGCUGGAGUCCUGCCUGGGCCACCAGAUCCCCUGCUGCGACCCCUGUGCCACCUGCUACUGCCGCUUCUUCAACGCCUUUUGCUACUGCAGGAAAAUCAGCACCACCUUCCCCUGCGGCAAGAACUAG